Molecule: messenger RNA, 231 nt
Organism: Ostertagia ostertagi
Lineage: Eukaryota; Metazoa; Nematoda; Chromadorea; Rhabditida; Trichostrongylidae
Source: the annotation of a GenBank genome assembly
GUUGAGGAGACAGUGAUUGCAAACAAUAACAAGCCUCGGUCAUCGACUGACAUAGGCAUUGGCCCGUGGAGGACUGCUUCCUACUUGAACCCUUCUUUCACUGUCGAAAAAGCAUGUGAGGAGAACUCGAAGGAAACAGUGACAAAUGGAGAAGCGUCAAUAACAGGACAUCUUCAUAUUGGUAGUGUCAAGGAUCACAUAAACAGCACGAAGUUCAACCAUGGCGACUGA